AUGAAGGGUUUCAGACAGCGCGUGCAUGAGCAGCUCUCGCGAGCUAAGGACAGCAACAAGAUCUCAAAGAAAGCGAGCAAGGAAUCAUCAUCCGGCACCGCUUCCCCUCAUGGCGGCGCUGCUCAGUCGCCCGCCGGCACCCCCUCGUCCUCGACCCAAAAUCUUGCCGAAACCCGCAAACCAUCAAAUGAUGCUCUGUCUUCAAACCAGCAGCAGCCCGCAAUGUCACAACACCAAUACAUCCAGCAACACCAGGGUGCUAACGGCACUCAAAGCCCCAACCGCUACAAUCAGCAAGGUGUAAACCCCAGUGUCGUCAUCAGUCCCAGUGCUCCUCAUGUCCCUCCUCCUGGCGCCGCCGAAACCAUGCCUCACGACCUGGCCCCACCAAAGGCUGGCCAAAAGUCGCUGCUGUUCGACAGAUUGCAGGCCACUCCCAAAGAUACAGUGCCCGAGGGUGUGCGCACCCCCAAGCGCCAACACUCGUCAAGAUUCGACAUUUCAGAUCAGCGACAGCGCGAACUGGAAAAGCUGCCCGGCUUCCACGAGGUUCCUCCCAACAGACGCCAGGAGCUCUUUAUGCAGAAACUCGACCAGUGCAACAUCAUAUUUGACUUCAACGAUGCGAGCGCCGACAUGAAAUCAAAAGAGAUCAAGCGCCUUGCGCUGCACGAACUACUCGAUUACGUCGCUCAGAACCGCCAGGUCAUCUCCGAGCCAAUGUACCCCAGAGUCGUCGAGAUGUUCAGCAAGAACUUGUUCCGCCCAAUCCCUCCUCCCAUGAACCCUCAAGGCGACGCAUUCGACCCUGAAGAAGACGAGCCAGUCCUCGAGGUCGCCUGGCCCCAUAUUCAAGUGGUUUAUGAAUUCUUCCUCCGCUUCAUCGAGAGUCCUGAUUUCAACACAAACUAUGCCAAGCAAUAUAUCGACCACAGCUUUGUUCUGGCAUUGCUCGACCUUUUCGAUUCUGAAGAUCCUCGCGAGCGUGAUUUCCUCAAGACAACCCUUCACCGUAUCUAUGGCAAGUUCCUUAACUUGAGAUCAUUCAUCAGACGUUCUAUCAAUAACGUCUUCUUCCAAUUCAUCUACGAGACUGAGCGCUUCAACGGAAUUGCCGAACUUCUUGAAAUUUUGGGGUCCAUUAUCAACGGUUUCGCUCUGCCUCUCAAGGAGGAACACAAGCUCUUCCUGACCCGCGUCCUCAUCCCUCUGCACAAGGUGAAGAGUUUGAGCAUGUACCACCCUCAACUUGCGUACUGUAUUGUGCAAUUCUUGGAGAAAGAUGCCGCUUUGACCGAGGAGGUUGUGCUCGGUCUCCUGCGAUACUGGCCCAAGGUCAACAGCACCAAAGAAGUCAUGUUCUUGAACGAGGUCGAGGAUAUUUUCGAGGUCAUGGAUCCUGCCGAGUUUGCAAAGGUUCAAGAAGCUCUAUUCAGUCAGCUCGCCAAGUCUGUGGCCAGUCCACACUUCCAGGUUGCCGAACGCGCUCUAUACUUCUGGAACAACGAGUAUUUCUGCAAUCUUGUCAGCGACAAUGUUGAUGUUAUUCUACCGAUAAUGUUUGCUCCUCUCUACGAAAACUCCAAGGGUCAUUGGAACAGAACAAUCCAUGGAAUGGUAUACAACGCCAUGAAACUGUUUAUGGAAGUUAACCCUCAGCUGUUUGACGAUUGUUCCCACGAUUACACCGAGCAACAGAACAAUGCACCUGAAGUAAAGAGAACCAGACAAGAGAAGUGGGACAGACUAGCUGCUCUUGCUCAGUCGAUGAAGAGUGGUCUUCCUCCAUCGGCCGCUGGCAACACAAGUACCACACAGAGCGCCACACCCGCACGCACGGACGAUACAGAUCCACUGCGUCUGGAACAACUCAGAUUGCAGGAUGACUCGGAGAGGAGACCGAAAGAGUUUGAGAGACAGACCAGCUCGGUACGUUGA
Molecule: messenger RNA, 1938 nt
Organism: Aureobasidium melanogenum CBS 110374
Lineage: Eukaryota; Fungi; Ascomycota; Dothideomycetes; Dothideales; Saccotheciaceae
Product: protein phosphatase 2A regulatory beta sub-unit 2
Exons: 5
Coding region: 1-1938 (645 amino acids)
Biological process (GO): signal transduction
Cellular component (GO): protein phosphatase type 2A complex
Molecular function (GO): protein phosphatase regulator activity
Source: RefSeq, a predicted model, not a curated record